Molecule: messenger RNA, 1831 nt
Organism: Corylus avellana
Lineage: Eukaryota; Viridiplantae; Streptophyta; Magnoliopsida; Fagales; Betulaceae
Source: RefSeq, a predicted model, not a curated record
GAGCAUGUAAUCAGUAGUAACAAAGUUUUGGUGCGUCAGCUCAAUUUGACCACAUGCCCUAUUUCUUGAAUGGAAUGGAGCUACACAAUUAACAAGGCUAGCCAUGCUAGUCAAUCUCUCCCAUCACCUACUCAAACAUACCAAUCACUUGGCUUGUAGUUGUUGGUCCAUCAAAAGCUUCAACUCAUGGGCAUUGGCUAUCAAAAAUGCUGCUUCUUCCCAUCAAGCCUUAUACCUGUACUCAAAAAUGCAUCGCUUACCUGUACCCGUUGAUAGUUUCUCAAUACUCUUCACACUCAAGUCUUGUACCCAGUUGCAGAAUCUCGCUGUUAUUCAACAUCUCCAUGCCCACAUUGUGAAACUAGGUUUCAGUCCCCACGUCUAUGUGGCCACCUCUCUUUUGCACGCCUAUGUUGUCACGUCGUUUGAGAGUGCUUGUACACUGUUUGAGGAAAUGCCGGAGAGAAAUACAGUCACUUGGAAUACAAUGAUUUCUGGGUAUUCGAGGUUGGGGGAUGUGGAGAGAGCGCGUGCGGUUUUUGAGGAAAUGCCACUGAAGGAUGUUGCGUCAUGGUCUGCUGUGAUAGCUGCAUACGUGAAUUGCGGUUAUUAUGAGCUUGGUUUAGCGCUCUUUCGAGAAAUGAUGGCGACUGAGAGUUCGAAACCUGACCAAGUGACUGUAGGAUCAGUUCUGUCGGGGUGUGCUCGCAUGGAUUCUCUUGGAUUAUUGGUGGGGAAAUCAGUUCAUGGGUUUAUCGCGAAGAAUGGGUGGGAGUUGAAUGUGGAACUUGGUACAAUUUUGGUUGAGAUGUAUGCCAAGUGCGGCUUGAUGAGGAAGGCCUGCUGGGUUUUUGAAUUGAUGCCUGAAAGGAAUGUCAUGACUUGGACUGCAUUGAUCUGUGGGUCAGCACAACAUGCCUGCAGCAAAGAAGCAUUAUCUUUGUUUGAGAUGAUGCAAAAAGCUGGUGUACGACCCAACGAAUUGACUAUCACAGGGAUUCUUAGUGCAUGUGUGCAUGCGGGAUUGGUGGAGAAGGGCCGCAAAUAUUUCAAGAUGAUAGAAGAAUGUGGCUUGGAGCCAAGAAUCCAGCAUUAUGGGUGCAUGGUCAAUUUGCUAGGUAAAGCAGGGCUGUUAGAAGAAGCUUACGAGAUUAUUAGGACAAUGAGAUUUGAGCCCAAUAUUGUUGUCUGGGGGUCGUUCUUGUCAGCUUGCAGGGAGCAUAAGCAAUUUGAGAUGGCUGAGAGAGUAAUUGAUCAGGUCUUGGGGAUGGUAAAGCCAGAGAAUGAUGGAGGGGUUUAUUCCCUUAUUUGUGAUUUGUAUGUUUUGGGUGAGAAGUGGGAUGAAGCAGAGAGGUUGAGGAAAUUAAUGGCCGAAGAAAAUGUGAGGAAGGUUAGGGGCUCCAGUUUUAUCAGAAGCCCGUAAUGGAAAGCUUACUAUUUUACUGUCCUUGGGAAACUCUAUUGAGUUGAUGAGACUAUUAACAACAAUAUCGCCAUAGAUUGAGCUUCAGUAUUUCUUGCAUCAGAUUCAGAUCAAGAGAAUUAUCAACACCAGAAGUUCUUUUCAAUUCUUUUGGUUGCUAUUGUAGAUGAAGAAGUGGAAUUAGACGAAUUAAAAGGAAAGAAGGAGUUGUAGUAGCUUCUAUCUCAAAGCUAGGAGGACUGGCAGAUCAUUCAGAUGGUUGGAUCUUGAGUGCAACUGGGUCGACCAACUUUUUUGCUUGAUACAUGGUCAAUAAAUUUAUUUUUAUUGUAACUUUUAUACACUUUUAUUUAUUUAUCUUCCUUUUAACUGAAGUUUGCUCCAAGCAAUCUUCUGGUUUGUACUAAC